UCAUUUUAUUAACAAGAAUUUAAACAUGUACUUACAAGUUAUAAUGAAACAUUGUGAUUUUACGAGGACCAUUUUCGUAAAUAUGUAUAUCGUUUACAAAAUCAUCUACCCACAAAUUUCCGGUGUGUACCAUACGCUGUAGAAAUGGCACUUUCUCUCUCACAGUUCACUUCAUCCCCAUCUCUUCCUGCGUCAUCGGCAAGAACAUCCACCAAUUAUCGAAUCAUCUCAACGACAAUCAAAUCCACCCUAAAUCCAAUCACCAAUUUCCCCAACACCGCCAUUCUCACCGCCGCAAAUGGGAAGAAGAACCACCGCUUCGCCGUCAUCGUCAACGCCGCAGAAGAACAACAGCAGCAGCCCACCACCGCAGAAUCCGAAUCCACCCAAAAGCCCCCCUCCGAUGAAGAAUUAUCUGAACUGGGUACGGAGAUCAAAAAGGCGAUGAUGGAUAGAGAGAUUAAGAAGGAUGAGAGUGUAUGGGCCGGAGUAGUGGAUGAGAUAGGCCGGAUCGAGUGGCCGGCGUUCAAUAAGGUCCUCGGAACGACGGGGGUCGUGCUCGGCGUUAUUGCUGGUUCCAGCGUCGUUUUGCUUACUGUUAAUGCCGUUUUGGCGGAGCUUUCCGAUCGGGUGUUCGUCGGCCGUGGGGUUCAAGAUUUUUUUGGCUAAACGAAGACGAUAAGGCCCAAGGGGGGAAGAAGCUGUUAUCCAGUGUAACAAGGUCCAUGGAUAUACUGUGUUCUACACCUAUCUGAUUGCUCCACGUCCUCUUGUGUCAAUUAGUUUAGUAUAAUACAUUGAAAUUUGCAUGUAUUAGUUUUACUUUUACCUAUCUCUUUUUUUUUUAUCCAUUUUGAUAUCUUCAA
Lactuca sativa (garden lettuce) is the source of this 866-nucleotide messenger RNA. It is a transcript of the gene SECE1, whose product is annotated as secE/sec61-gamma protein transport protein. Gene Ontology annotation, cellular component: chloroplast thylakoid membrane. The record is from RefSeq and is a predicted model, not a curated record. NCBI's taxonomy places the organism in Eukaryota, Viridiplantae, Streptophyta, Magnoliopsida, Asterales, Asteraceae.